AUGGCCAGAGUUGGAGAUCUCCAAAUCUUUGCUGGGGAGUCGGAGGGUCCACUUCCCCCGAACUCGACCCGAUACAAGAUCAUCGAAGCAUCCAUUCAUCUGGCCCUCUGCAUCCUUGAGACCAGCCAGGGGAGACGCAGUCUGGUCGAGACUGCCCGGGCCAUCAUCACCGCGAGUCGUGAGCAGGGACGUGACAGCCUUUACCGGGACUCUUUGGACAACUUGGCCUCCUGGAUCAACAAGUUCCUGGUGAGAGUGAGAGAAGAUUUCUUCACUGUCUUUAUCAGAGAUAUAGGGGGCGAGGCUCUGGCGGAGAGGCUCGAGUGGCCUGGUGAAUACAACAUGGCUGACUACGAGGCUGGACCUGUGGGAAAUCUCUCCCUGAACAGGGUCCUCGUCGAAAACAUGAUACACGCGCACCAGCGACCACCCCCUGAGGCAUAUGCCCGGUUCAAGUUCCAGUUGAGCAUCAGCAUUGCCCACGAGGUUGUCCAUUUCCUGACAGGAUUUCUUCUCGGCUCGCCGAGGAGCAACACCCCCCGUGGGGUUACUCUUCAGGGUUGGGGAAACAUGAGGACUGGCGAAGCAGGCCGGUACUGGGAAGCUGCUCUCCUGGGCGGAGUCGUCGAAUUUCGGUCCGACAGGAACGACACGUUGGGAGUCCGACAGGCGGGCACGCCCUACCUCUUCCCAAACGGGCGCCACGAUACCCCGGGGCGGCGUAUAUCGCUGAGCUACAUCACCGAGUUUGUAGAUGGUGUCUUUUCCUUCCCUGUACGUGUGGUCGAUGGCGAUGCCGAAGCCACUCGCCGGGAUCUCAACUCCAACUCGGUUGAUACGACUGAUCUGCGCUCGGGACAUCGGCGGCGAGGCCUCGAGCCCACAGAAUCGCCACCCCCUGGGCAUCCAAGCUCACAAAUGCGAUACCGGAUGCCUUCUUCUGGAUCUGAGGGCUACUACGUGAGGUCCAGCCAGAGCACCAGCUCCCAAGCAGGUGGUUCGGGUAGAGGCUAUGCUUCUCAAUCAGGAAGACCCAGUCAGGCCAAUAACCCUCCAGCAGGAGGAUCUGGUAGAGGGUACGCCUCUCAGUCGUCAAGGCCCAGUCAGGCUUAUCCCCCUGCAGCAGGAGGGUCAGGUAGAGCCUACAACUCCCAAGUCGUAGAACCAAUCAGAUCCUCCAAUCCCCAGUCCACGCGGUCGGAUCGAUCAUACCCUAACCCCUUUGCACCCCGAUCAUCAGCACCAAGCCAACCCUCAUACACUCAGCCGACAAGCGGCAGCCGACCCCCUGAGUACUACUACAGACGCUGA
Fusarium falciforme is the source of this 1311-nucleotide messenger RNA. RefSeq lists its product as hypothetical. The record is from RefSeq and is a predicted model, not a curated record. The transcript is spliced from 2 exons. The coding region runs from base 1 to 1311 and encodes 436 amino acids. NCBI's taxonomy places the organism in Eukaryota, Fungi, Ascomycota, Sordariomycetes, Hypocreales, Nectriaceae.